This is a messenger RNA of Drosophila yakuba, 614 nucleotides long. RefSeq names its product chromodomain-helicase-DNA-binding protein 8. Lineage: Eukaryota; Metazoa; Arthropoda; Insecta; Diptera; Drosophilidae. The coding region runs from base 176 to 520 and encodes 114 amino acids. The transcript is spliced from 3 exons. The record is from RefSeq and is a predicted model, not a curated record.
UUCCUUAGCUCUUUUCAAUUUGGAUUUCACUGGAAGCGGUCGCAAACCUUAAGUGCCUUCAAGCCUAACUAAUCCGAGUGAUUAAACUUAAACAUUAACUUUAGAAGUGUCUCAGUUGAGAAUUUUUGAGAAACUGGAUAACUUACUUAUUUCCCUACACAACCUAGUGUUCAGGAUGAUAUUGGAGCGCAUUUUGGACAUUUGGUACUACUAUCCGGAUAAUGUAUCUGCGUACUUUCGUAUAGUAAUGGUUUACUUUAUCAUUGGCCCCCCACCACUGCCAGUCGUCGACUUCGUGCCGAAUUACCAUCACCUUCACCAUCCUGAUCACCAUCACCAUUUCAUGCCCGUCGCCGGACCGGAUUUCUUGCCACCGCUGAACUAUGGUGACCUGGAGGACGAUUGGCUCGACUAUGACACGCCCAUCAGCGAUUCCGAGGAUAGCGAUUUCGAGAUUAGCGAUCCCGAGAAUAGCGACACCUUCUACUCCUGGGAGGACGACGAUGAGGAGUUCCUGUAAGGCCAACGACAAGGACAAGGACAUGCUCGACUAUGGAUACCCAAUAUGCGCUGUAAAAUCGUUUAUCUGAAUUAAAAAUUGGGCUAGAUGAAAA